AUGUCUGAAGCAGUCAUGGAUGAGGUUCCUUCUUCAAAUGGUUUAAUAACAGCAGAUGCGAAUGCGUUAGUCGAAGAAUCCGGUGUUAAAAAUGAAGAUGAAGAAUCGUGGCUAUAUGGAAAAUCGAAACUUGAUGAAAAUACCGAGUUAGCAACAGUAGCGUCAUCCAUGGAUGAAGGUACAGCACAAGAUAUGGAUAAAGACAAAGCAACAAUACCGUUAGUGACAAAUGCUCCAACUUCAUUGCUGGUCGGUAGUCAAAUCGAUGAUGAUUCGGAUGAUGACGACGAUGAUGGAAUUCAAGUGACAAUUGGAAAUAUCAAAUCUGGUGCGGCUAUUUUCUCGGCAAAUCGACAAAACAGUCGAACAACAAUACCACAGAAUUCAGUCAUUCCAACGAAACCGCAAGCAACACGUGGCGUCGAUUUAGAAGCUCAAGGUGUUAUUAAUGGACAGCCAAUCUUUGAGCAUGAUUUAAUGAAUGCCUAUAAGGACGAUGAAAAACCCUGGAAAAAGCCAGGUGCGGAUAUAACUGAUUAUUUUAACUAUGGUUUCACCGAAGAAACAUGGGCACAGUACUGCGAUCGACAACGACGUCUACGAGCAGACAACAAUCUAGCUCGUCUUAAUGCUGCACAUAUGCCACAGAUGCCACCAAUGAUUCCAGGGCAUCCACCGAUGAUGCAUCCGAUGAAUCCUCACUCAGCAAUGAUGAUGAACAAACCACCAAUGAACAUGCCAAUUAUGCCAAGACCAUUUAUGAAUGUUCGAAAACAAGAUGGAAAGAUUGAUGUAAUUGGAGCUACAGAUCUAACAUCUCGUCGACCUAUGUUUGAACCAGGCCACUCUUUUGAUCAUAUGACAUACAUCAACGGACCGCCAUUUUCUGGUGGUCAACCACCGCCUAAUGGUCAGACAGUGGGUGAUCUUGCAACCCCACCACCAACAUCCAAUGGUCCAUCACAGCCGCCACACGGAACACCGCCCGGCGGCAACCAUCCCAUUCCAACACUUGGCGUGCCUCGAAUGUCAAUGAUACCACCGCCGAAUAUGCCAUUUCGACCACAAUUCGGACAUCCACAUGCUCCUGGUGCACCACAAUUCUUUCCUCAUGGACCUGCAGGAGGCAUGCAUGGUGAAAGACCGCCUCAGUCUUACUUUAUACCUCAUCCACAGCAACAACAACAACAAUGGGAGAAACCCGGAGGACCGCCGAUGCAUGGCUUUCCACCUGGACAUUUUCCUCCCCAACCACCCGCACUAGGCAAUGCUGGCAAUGGCAGACCAACUUCUAGUCGAAGUUCUACACCUGAAGAUCAUUCAUCGCGGAGUUCCACACCAGAAGAAAACCGUCCUACUGGCAAUGGCGGUGGUGCUGACGGUGAUAAGGCGCCAAAAGACGAACGAUACAAAGAUCGUUAUAGAGAUGAACGUGAACACUAUCCAUCCUCCCGCCGACGUUCAUCACCGAAAGAUCGCACAUCAUCAUCCUAUCGAUCUCGCCAUCGAAGUGGCGACCAUGAAUAUGAACGACCAAGAGGUGAUCAGAAAUCAUCACGCGAUCGAGAUGACAAAUAUGAGCGUUACUCACGCAAUGAUUCUAGACGACAUCAUCGAGAAGACAGUGGUCGUCACCAUCGCGGUGACGAAGAUUCAUCUCGUGGUCACCGUUCAUCUCACCGUACUCCAACAAAAAAUUUUUCAUCGCCACCCAAAACAAUCCUCCCUAAUACAACACUAGAUCCUUCACAACCAUCAUCAGAAAAUCCUGAAUCGACAGACAAUGAUCAAUCGUCAAGCGCAAUUACAUCAACAACUAAUCCAAUAGGUUCAACAUCAUCAUCGCCAAAUAGUCGAUCACGUCGUGACGAUUCAGAACGUUCAUCUUCGCGUCAUGGUCAUCACAAAAAAUCUUCGAAACGCUCAAGACGCGACAGUGGCGAUGAACGUAGUCAUCACCGACGCUCGAAAGACAAAUCGAGUAGCAGUAAAAAGUCUGCAAGUGUAACAGAACCAGCAUCUGACAUAUAUCACAUGGCCAGUCCGCGUACUCGGUCGGUUUUGAAAGAUCUGAAGCUGAAAGAUGAUAAUAAUGUUUGUUUCGAAUGUGGAGCAUUAAACCCUCAAUGGGUCUCGGUCUCAUAUGGUAAGGUUCUACCGGCUAAUACAUCUCGACAACAUCAUCGAAAUAAUUCUUUUUUAACAGGAAUUUUCAUUUGUCUCGAAUGCUCUGGUAAGCAUCGUGGCUUGGGCGUUCAUCUAUCAUUUGUUCGAUCGAUUUCUAUGGAUAAAUGGAAGGAUAUUGAACUAGAGAAGAUGAAAGCUGGUGGAAAUCGCCAAGCAAAAACCUUUUUUGCCACACAAUCUGAUUAUGAUUCCAAUACGAUGAAUUUACAACAACGAUACAAUACACGUGCUGCGGCACUCUAUCGUGAUAAAAUCAGUACUGAAGCACGAGGACAACCGUGGUCGAUCAACACGUCUUCGGCACAAAACUAUACAUCUUCUUAUUUACCAUCAACAACUGAGAAAUCUGCAAAACAAAUCUCAUCCGAAUGGUCAGACUUCAAAUCAUCUAAUACUGAAAAUGACGAUUACGGCGGUUAUCAAAAUAAUAAUUCGAAUGAACAGCAACCACAACGAUCUGGUUUAGGUAGUGGAAAUCCAAAAUAUUGGGGUUUUGGAAAUACAAAUAAUGACUCCGCAUCCCGAUCGUCUCAACCAACCAGUCAAGAAUUACUUGCGUCAUCUAUAUCAAAUCUCAGUACGAAUGCAGCGAAGUGGGCUGGUGUAGCAAAAAGUUCGGUUUUUAAGUUUUCGAAAACUGCCGCCGAUAAAGCAUCGGAACUAACAUCCAAAGUAAGCGAACAGGCUAAGGAUGGUACAUUGAUGAACAAUGUACAGUCCGGUGUAACGACUGUCGCGUCAUCGGUGGGGAAAUUUGGUACGAAAACAUGGUCCGAUAUGCAAUCAUUAUGGUCUGGGAAAGAUUAUCAUUCUUCUAAUCAAUCUGAGUCGAAUCAUGAUGAAUGGUCUUCAUAUCAGCAGGCGUCCCCGCCAUUAACACAAGAUUCACAUCAUUCUGGUCAUCAGAAUGCUUCAAAGUCGAAUACAAAUCUUUCCAGUCAUGAAUUCGAGUCCGGUUUCGAUUCAUGGGCCAACCAUGAACCGAACAUUUCGACGAAAAAGCCGGAUUUGAAGUCAAAAUCAACUACAAACAAUAAGCCGAAACAAGAGGAACAACCAGCGUCGAAUCUCAUUAACUUUGAAGAUGAUAAAUGGGCUGACGAUGACGAUGCUGGAUGGGAAUCUAUCGACACGAAAUAA
Messenger RNA from Adineta ricciae, 3327 nucleotides. Lineage: Eukaryota; Metazoa; Rotifera; Eurotatoria; Adinetida; Adinetidae. The record is from the annotation of a GenBank genome assembly.